GUCGCCCAGGCUGGAGUGCAAUGGUGCACAAUCUCAGCUCACUGCAAGCUCUUCCUCCCGGGUUCAAGCGAUUCUUCUGCGUCAGCCUCCUGAGUAGCUGGGAAGACAGGCGCAUGCCACCACACCCGGCUUAUUUUGUAUCUUUUAAUAGAGAUGGGGUUUCUCCAUGUUGGUCAGGCUGGUCUCGAUCUCCUGACCUUGUGAUCCACCCGCCUCUGCCUCUCAAAGUGCUGGGAUUACAGGCGUGAACCACUGUGCCCGGCCCAAAGAAGCAUUUUUAAACUCUUCUCAAGUGAGCUCUUUAGCAUUUUGUGUCCCACUCCCCUUCUACUCAGCCACUCCCUGCUGUGGGGUCAUCUCUGUGUCACAGUGUCACUGUCAGGUGUGGGGUCCCUAAACAGGGGAUAGGAUAGUAGGAGAAGGAGAAGCCCACAGAGGAGGCAGGAGAAGAACCAGGAAGUAGCGUGUCCUUGAGGUGGGAGCUGGGAGCAGCAGGGACCCUCGUGAGGGAAAGCUAACAGCCAGGGAGAGGAUCAGUCUCUUGCUGGACCCUGGCAGCUUUGUUGAGAGCGACAUGUUUGUGGAACACAGAUGUGCAGAUUUUGGAAUGGCUGCUGAUAAGAAUAAGUUUCCUGGAGACAGCGUGGUCACUGGACGAGGCCGAAUCAAUGGAAGAUUGGUUUAUGUCUUCAGUCAGGAUUUUACAGUUUUUGGAGGCAGUCUGUCAGGAGCACAUGCCCAAAAGAUCUGCAAAAUCAUGGACCAGGCCAUAACGGUGGGGGCUCCAGUGAUUGGGCUGAAUGACUCUGGGGGAGCACGGAUCCAAGAGGGAGUGGAGUCUUUGGCUGGCUAUGCAGACAUCUUUCUGAGGAAUGUUACGGCAUCCGGAGUCAUCCCUCAGAUUUCUCUGAUCAUGGGCCCAUGUGCUGGUGGGGCCGUCUACUCCCCAGCCCUAACAGACUUCACGUUCAUGGUAAAGGACACCUCCUACCUGUUCAUCACUGGCCCUGAUGUUGUGAAGUCUGUCACCAAUGAGGAUGUUACCCAGGAGGAGCUCGGUGGUGCCAAGACCCACACCACCAUGUCAGGUGUGGCCCACAGAGCUUUUGAAAAUGAUGUUGAUGCCUUGUGUAAUCUCCGGGAUUUCUUCAACUACCUGCCCCUGAGCAGUCAGGACCCGGCUCCCAUCCGUGAGUGCCAUGAUCCCAGUGACCGUCUGGUUCCUGAACUUGACACAAUUGUCCCUUUGGAAUCAACCAAAGCCUACAACAUGGUGGACAUCAUACACUCUGUUGUUGAUGAGCGUGAAUUUUUUGAGAUCAUGCCCAAUUAUGCCAAGAACAUCAUUGUUGGUUUUGCAAGAAUGAAUGGGAGGACUGUUGGAAUUGUUGGCAACCAACCUAAGGUGGCCUCAGGAUGCUUGGAUAUUAAUUCAUCUGUGAAAGGGGCUCGUUUUGUCAGAUUCUGUGAUGCAUUCAAUAUUCCACUCAUCACUUUUGUUGAUGUCCCUGGCUUUCUACCUGGCACAGCACAGGAAUACGGGGGCAUCAUCCGGCAUGGUGCCAAGCUUCUCUACGCAUUUGCUGAGGCAACUGUACCCAAAGUCACAGUCAUCACCAGGAAGGCCUAUGGAGGUGCCUAUGAUGUCAUGAGCUCUAAGCACCUUUGUGGUGAUACCAACUAUGCCUGGCCCACCGCAGAGAUUGCAGUCAUGGGAGCAAAGGGCGCUGUGGAGAUCAUCUUCAAAGGGCAUGAGAAUGUGGAAGCUGCUCAGGCAGAGUACAUCGAGAAGUUUGCCAACCCUUUCCCUGCAGCAGUGCGAGGGUUUGUGGAUGACAUCAUCCAACCUUCUUCCACACGUGCCCGAAUCUGCUGUGACCUGGAUGUCUUGGCCAGCAAGAAGGUAAGAGUCCAAGAAGUGUUUCACCGGGUUGUGCAGUCUGGACACCGAGAUGGUAGAGGGGCUGUAAGAUGGUAGAGGAACCAGCUCAGGAGAGCCGCUGGGCUAGCAGCUUUACGGAAGCCUUGGAUGGUGGGGAAACUCCCGUACAGAAACUCAGCUGGUCAAAGAAACUCAAAGCCACAAGACCUUGGAAGCUUUGUCAAGUGGACCAGCCUCCAUGGACCACGGAAUACCUUGAGAGUAAUGACAGUUGAGUGUUCUUGGCUGUUGUGUGGGAAUGCCUUUCCCAGCUGGUGCCCUCACCUUAAAGGGAAAAAGAAAAUACACUGUAUUUUGUAAAUGGGAAAUACUUGGGUCCACUGAGCUGAUAGCUGACAAGUGUCUGUCUUUAAACUGAGAGCAGAUAAUAUGGUGAGCUGUGGUGUAGGAAGCACUGCUAGGGUCUUGCUGGUCCUGCCCCGCCUUGUGUUAAUCCAGUUCCUCCUGAGCUACACAGCUAACAAGUGGUGAAGCUGGGAUUUGAACUCAGAUGGGUUUGACCCCAGCCAAGCCUGUGUUCUGAUCAUUUCAAAGUACUGCCACUCAGCUGAUGAGGAAGGUGAGAUGGACUUCUAAGGGUUGGCCUAAGAGUAGGGGUGAGGGAGGUUGGUGGUCUGUUCCCUGGGCUUGUCUUAACCCAGAAAGCUACUACAUUUAGACAGCUUUCCUAUCUCCUGCAUGAUUCUCUUGCAAAGCAGUACCAACAGAUGGCCAGUCAUCUUUUUGAGUUGCUAGAGUAAUGGGGAGCACAUCCACAAUACACCCUUCUAACGCUUGUUAGAAAGUGCUUUUGUUGCAAAGUUCUUCUAGCUUCUUUUUUUGACCCUGUCUUGGUCUCCCCAGCCCAACUUUCUGCCUCUGGUUGCACUGAUACUUUGUCCUGGUGCUGGUGCUUAAGAUGUGGUCUGCUCAGCCAAAGAAGUCUGUGAAGGAUACUCACCCACAUGUGGAGUUGAUGAAUCAGCCCUCUUCACCUAUUCAACAGAUGUGACUGUUUUGUCGUCUUUCUGGUUCCAAAGGAUUUCUGGAGAGCUAUGACUUUACCCUUUUAGAACUAUUGGUCCUCAUACUCUGUGCACCUCUGAUGUCAGCAUGGGAUUUCUACAAUUCCAAGCAGGAGUUGCAGCCACUUGAUAGGCAGUGCCUCAGUCUGGGGCCUCUGUGGAAUCCAGCUGGCAUAUUCCAGCCAAUGUGGCAGCCUCAAUAGUUAAGUUUUGACCAUGUCCCUACUGUCCUGGGUGGUGAAAAUACUCCCUUUAUGUGUCCUUGGGAGCAGAAAGAUGCUCUUCAAAAAGUGGUGCCUGAUGGAGAUCUCCACAGAACAAGACACUCAGAAGGGCAGGGAUAGAAUCUUUACCUGAGGUUGGUCUAGUAUGAAAAGCCUAAGGCUGGGUGCAGUGGCCCAUGCCCUGUAAUCCCAGCACUUUGAGAGGCCAAGGCAGGUGGAUUGCUUGAGCUCAGGAGUUCAUGACCAGCAUGGGCAACAUGGUGAAAGCCUGUCUCUACUAAAAAUACAAAACUUAGCUGGGCGUGGUGGUGGGUGCCUGUAAUUCCAGCUACUUGAGAGCCUGAGGCAGGAGAAUCUCUUGAACCCCAGAGGCGGAGGUUGCUGUGAGCUGAGAUCACACCAUUGUACUCCAGCCUGGGUGACAGACCGAGACCCUGUCUUCACUUACCGCCCCCGCCCCCGCCCCCCCCCGCCCAAAAAAAAAAAAAAAAAGCCAAGCCUGAGUGGCAUCAAACCUUUGUUUCCCAUGAAAAUAGUAGUCCCUGCUUGAUGGACUGUUACCUGGGAACAGGGGCAAACAGGGAGUUACAGUCAAGCCACAAAUGGGAGAUUUGCAAGCCUGACCCAAGCCUGAAAGUGCUCAUCUAGUCUCAUACUCUUGUAACCAUCAAGAUGAGCUGUUACAGACCAUCCUUAAAUGACCUUCCUUCCUUGGCUGCCUGGAAAGCUUGCUUGCUGAUUUGUCUCCCACACCUUUGCCUUUUUUGCAUAGGCAUAUUAGGCCAUUUAAGGAACUCACCCCCUAUUGCCAGACCCAUGAAGUGUGUAGGGUAUGACUUCUUAAAGAAAGAGUGAGGAGGUCUAAUGCCAAGAGAAACUUUUUAAGACAGUCUGGCUCUGUUACCUAGAUUGGAGUGCAGUAGUGGUGCAAUCUUGGCUCACUGCAACAACCUCCACCUUGUGGGCUCAAGCCAUCCUCCUAUCUUAGCCUCACGAGUAGCUGGUGUGCGCCAUCAUACCCAGCUAAUUUUUGUAUUUGUUGUAGAGGAGUUUUACCAUGCUACCCAGGCUGGUCUCGAACUCUUGAGCUCAAGUGAUCCACUCACCUUGGCCUUCCAAAGUGCUGGGAUUACAGGCGUGAGCCACCAUGCCUGGCUGAAAACUUCAUUUCUGUAGCUGCACUGACUCUAUGUGGUCUUCAAAAGGGCACUGCCAGGGUGCAAUUACGCAUGUAAGCCCAGAGUCUCAAGCCGUGAGGACCCAUGCUACAGGCCAGUGGAUGGGUGUUCCCUGAAUGCCUCAUGCAAAACUCAGUUUGCAAGAGACUCCCUCUUAAACCACAGAUGACUUGGCCUACACACACUCCAGAGAAAUCUAAGGAAUGAAAGAAAGUGAGCUAUUCCUAAAUUCUGCUCUUAAAAAAAAUUAAAAAGCCAAAACAACAAAACCACCAACUCACUAAUAAGGUUAACUUGCUGCCAUUUAACAGAUUAUCAGAAAUUGCAAACUCUCUCAAGAGCCACAGGACAGAAAAUCAUCUCUUUAAAGCCAUACCUGGUAGAAACAAUAGAAAAUCAUCUCUUUAAAGCCAUACCUGGUAGAAACAAUAGGAUGACUACCACAAGCCUGAUUUUGAAUAGUUUAUUAAAGGAAAGGUGAAGCAUCAGUUUCAAAUUGUACAAAAGGAAAAAAAACCUCAUAUUGCAAAUGUACAAUUUACAGAAUUACUAGCAAAACCAAUCAAGGAGACACCGAAAAUACAAAAAUUUGAUUGACUUCAAACUGAACUGGAAACCCAUUGGAGUAGAUAUUUAGCCUUUUUGUGUGGCAUGGUAGUCUACAAUUCUGUCAGUCAGCAUCUGUUUUCCAUACAAGACUGUCAACGCAAAGGAUCAGUUUGUGCAUGUGCCAGGGCACCUCAUGGCUUGCUCCCUGGCCAAAACCACAGGCAGGCAGGGCUGGGGUGGACAGUCCAGUCAUUCCUGCACUUUCACUUCCAGUGAAGCCCACAAUUCUGGGAGAAAGUGAGGCCCCAGCUCCCCUAACUAACUGGAGCCCAAGAAUUGCUGAAUUAGCAGAGAAGAUAUUUUUGGUGACCAGGUUUUUUUCAGAACUGUACAAAUGUUGAGAAAAAUGUUUUGUGUCUUUACUAAAAGGAUGAAUAAAAUCAUCCAUCAUCAUCUUGCUUUCCUGCACAAAAGAUGAUCACUGGGUGUGCAGAAUUUUUAAAAAUGUUUUUCGUAUUUGAUAAAAAGGGAAAGCCUCAUGAUUCUGUUGCAGCUACUUUAAAAACCAGCCCAGAAACAGCUGUGGAUGAAUUGGUUUGGAAAUUCUGAGGCUUUAGAAAUCAGAAAGGAAGAGACUAAGUGGGGUUUUUAAAACAAUAGCAGCAAGUCAUAAAAGUCUAGGCAGAAUGUAACUCUAAACCAUUGUAGACUGUCCUGAAGAUUCAUAAUUUCUUUCCCCAAAAGAAUUAUUCUUAAUAUGCACAUUUAACACUGAAAUGUAGCUGUAAUUCAAGGUAAGCUUAGGAACUUCACCCUCUAAGCACAGACUUCUAUGCAGCACAUACUUCUAUAAUCAGUAAACUUAAUAAUUAAUUAAUUCACAAAAUUAGCGCAUAAGGGUAUUAAGUGCAUGGGAAGUAAACACAGUUAUGUUACACUUAAAAUUACUUUUGAAUGAUUGAUUGAUUGAUAAAGGAUUUCUUUCUUCAUUAUUAUCUUAAGAAAAUGGAAGUCUGUGUAACUUGAAUUUGGCAGGGCAUGAAAUAAGUGGUAAAAACAGCAAACUGAUAACUUGAGAAUCAUUUUCGUUUUACUGAGAAUACUUUAUUUGCUGGUAGAAGUUGCUAAAAAUGCACAGAACAAAUACCAAUAGAAAAUGCACUGUAUUUGAAUCUCCCUAGUCUAUAUAAAAUGAACGGUGUACAGCAUCUGUUGGAAAAAUGGCUGCAUGGACAUUUCUUAUUUUAUGCCCACUUAUAAAUAAAAAUAAACCUUUUAUUCAAGAGUAUAUAAAAUCUGGGAAUUCAUAUCCAUAUCCACAGAGGGUGUGUGGUUUUUGGCAGAGAUGCACUAUGUCAGAAUUUCAUCUUAGCUUGUCAAUGUUCUGCUCCUUCAUUAUUUGUGUUCCACAAAGGUCAUCCAAAUCCAGUGAACUCCAAAACACUCUUCGGCAAUUAGGAUGAGCUGCUUACUCAUAGGUUUAAUAAAAAUGGUUAGCUUUUAAAACAUAAAAAGGCAAAAUGUUAAAACGGUUUUUAAAUUGUACAACAGGAAAAUAAAGUUAAAAAUAUUUUUUUUUUUUACUCAA
Pan troglodytes (chimpanzee) is the source of this 6485-nucleotide messenger RNA. RefSeq names its product propionyl-CoA carboxylase subunit beta (gene PCCB). The coding region runs from base 575 to 1978 and encodes 467 amino acids. Gene Ontology annotation, cellular component: mitochondrion. The transcript has 16 exons. Gene Ontology annotation, molecular function: propionyl-CoA carboxylase activity. Lineage: Eukaryota; Metazoa; Chordata; Mammalia; Primates; Hominidae. The record is from RefSeq and is a predicted model, not a curated record.